AGGGUCGUGGUCGCGUUCUCUCCGUAAAACGUAUUUAAACAACUGCCCUUCUCCUCUGACAUCCAGCGCACUGAAGCAGCAUCACGAUGAUCAUCUCGCAUUUGGUGGCUUGUGGACUUAUUCUGACUCUUCUAUCAGUCAGCACGGAGACAAAACCACUAACGCAGGCAGAACAGAGGUCCCUGCGGAUGCUGUUGGGAGAGGAGCUGUCUGAGUUCCUGGCGUCCGAUGAGAGCCAGAGGAGGAUGGAGAACCGAGUUCGUCUGCUCCGGGACCUGCGCAUGGACACUCGGGCCAAGGGCCCCUGGGCUCGGAUCCUGAACGAGCAGCCCGGCUCACGCAGACACAAAGCUGGAUCUAAGAAGGGAGGAACGACGGCCAGGAGCGGAUGCUUCGGACACAAGAUGGACAGGAUAGGAACCAUGAGCGGGAUGGGCUGUCAACCCUCUCUUUACCCAUCUGCAAAUAAUCUCUCCUGAGCGAAUCACGGACGCCAUCGAUUUUGGACAGAACAGACUUGCUCCUCGUCUGAGGAAAAACCUAGAGAAUCGGACUCAUGGUACGAAGCCACUACGAGAAGCAUCUGUGGGGACAAUGAAGCGUACAAAUGAAAUAAAAUAAUUAGAUGACAUAUAUG
Molecule: messenger RNA, 637 nt
Organism: Sinocyclocheilus rhinocerous
Lineage: Eukaryota; Metazoa; Chordata; Actinopteri; Cypriniformes; Cyprinidae
Product: C-type natriuretic peptide 4-like
Exons: 3
Coding region: 87-479 (130 amino acids)
Biological process (GO): cGMP biosynthetic process; receptor guanylyl cyclase signaling pathway
Cellular component (GO): extracellular region
Molecular function (GO): hormone activity
Source: RefSeq, a predicted model, not a curated record